Penaeus chinensis is the source of this 1441-nucleotide messenger RNA. RefSeq names its product pinin-like. NCBI's taxonomy places the organism in Eukaryota, Metazoa, Arthropoda, Malacostraca, Decapoda, Penaeidae. The transcript has 6 exons. The record is from RefSeq and is a predicted model, not a curated record. Bases 94 to 1425 code for a protein of 443 amino acids.
CUUCCUCUGCGCUGCGUGGUGUGUCGGGCGAAGAUCCUCCGUCUCCGGCAGGCCAAGGACGUGCCCUUCCCGACCUCCGUGUCCCAGUAUUCCAUGGCCGCCGUCGCCGCCUCCACCAGGUGUAUGCCGCAGUCCUCGUCCCUCUACUCCUUCGGCUCGGGGUCGUCGGGGAUCUCAGGUCUAUCGAACGUGAGCAGCGCCAGCUCGAGCAGCGGAGGCUCGUACCGCAGUCUGGGUCGGGGCAAGCUCGGCCGUCCCUCGUCCUUGUACUCGAAUAAGCGACUCCCUCAGUCCAAGAAGGUCUCGAGCAAGAGCGGAGCACGAAGUAAGGAGCCCUUGAAGGGGGGACUUCCGCAAAUCAGAAUUGAUGAAUACCAAGAACCUCCAUGUCGCCCCCCGCCUAGUUGCCGUCCGCAUCGGGUUCACAUUAGAGAGAACAAGGUGGCUCCUCAGCCCGAGACUGUCUUGGAGAGAGUGAGAAGGAAGGUACAAUUCAGUCAGCUGGGCGCGAUACAACGCCGGCAAGAGAGUAUGGAGGUUCUGGGAAGGCUGCCGACGAUCAAAGAGUACACGGAAUUCAUCACAGAGAAGGAACUCGAGAAAGAAAAAUCUUCUUCAACAAGAAUAAGGUGUGCGCAAAAGCUGGUGAGUCAAGUCGAGCACCAUCAUGGCGUCCCCCCUCGGGUUCGCAGCCCACGGGCGUCGUCCUCGUCGCCCUCUCCUUCUCCAUCCAGGUCCCCUGCUGCCGCUGCUGCAGCAGUUGCAGCAACAGCGGUGGUGGCGGCAGCAGGAGGCAGCGGUGCUUCCGUGAGUGGCCUCCAUGCUCGGGCUCUUUCAAGAUCCCCGUCAGCCUCUCCUUCGGGAGCCUCCAGCACCAAGAGCACGCCCGACCGGAAGUCCUACGCUGGGAUGGUUCGCCGCGAGUCAACGGGCUCGGCUGCCUCACUCAAGAGCAACAUCUCCCUCCUUAGCAACGCCUCCAUUAGAAGUAGUGCCUCCACACACAGCAACGCAUCUUACAAGAGCGCCGUCUCGGGCAAGAGCGGCGCGUCCAUGAAGAGCAGCGCUUCCCUCAUCAGCAGUUCCUCUAUGAAAAGCGCCGUGUCCCUCAAGAGCAGCGCCUCGGUCAAGAGCGGGAUGUCGAGCAAGAGCGGCAUAUCCAGCAAGAGCUCGGCCUCGACCCGAAGCACCACGUCCACCAAGAGCACGACCUCGGGGAAGAGCACGGGUACCAUAAAGUCCAACAAGUCCAGCAAGUCGAUUAUCUCCACGAAGAAGGAACCAGAAGGGAAAGGUGUCAGAAGAAAGGAAUCGUGUGAUAAGAAGGCAGACAGUGAUAAGAGAGUGAAGCAGUCAAAGGGUGAAAGUAAAAUCAAGGCGCUCAAGAAAAGAUUUGAGGGCAAAGAAUACCAUAGACUGCAGUGACAGUAUAAGAGAGAGA